AUGCCACACAGAUGGCACCCGCUGGAAGAUGGGUCCUGGCAGGAGGAGCACGGUGGGUCUGGCAGCCGAGCUGUGCUGCUGGCCAAACCCUGCCUGCCGAAGCCACUGGAGCUGCAUGACCUGGAGCCAGCCAAGCGACACCCCGUGAUGUGCAGCAUGGCCAGAGUGAAGGGGUGGCCGGAGGGAGAUGUUUGCCCAGAAGCGGGCGUGGAGGAUGGUGCCCCAUUUCAGCCUGGCAGCUCGGCCAAGUCUCCAAGUGAUGGAGGGCACGGAGAAGCACCUGGCAACAUUGGAGGAGUAGCUCAGGGAGGCUACAGCUUCUCAGGAGACCUGCAGACCCCCAGUGCGGUCCAUCCACGGCCAUCCUCGCUGCUGGGUUCCAUCCUGGAGGACGCUGCCACUCCCAGUGGGCUUCAGAAGGAUUAUAUCUUCUACCUGGAGCCGGACAAGCUGGAGUCGGGCAAGGGGAAGUGUUCCUAUGACCCCAAAGUAGACACUGUCUCUGCAUUAAUAAAUGAAGAGCUUUACGCUGGUGUCUACAUCGACUUCAUGGGCACGGACGCAGCCAUCUUCCGCACCAUGGGCAAGCAGACAGCCAUGAGAACAGACCAGUACAAUUCACGCUGGCUCAACGACCCGGCCUUUGUCCGCGCCCAGCUCAUCCCUGACAGCAGCGAGAGGAACGAUGACAAGCUCUACUUCUUUUUCCGAGAGAAGUCAGCUGAUGCCCCGCUGAGCCCUGGGGUCUACUCCCGCAUCGGGCGCAUCUGCCUGAACGACGAUGGGGGCCACUGCUGCCUCGUGAACAAGUGGAGCACCUUCCUGAAGGCCCGGCUCGUCUGCUCUGUGCCAGGACCCGACGGGAUUGAAACACACUUCGACGAGCUCCAGGAUGUCUUCAUCCAGCAGACUCAGGACACCAAGAACCCUGUUAUCUACGCUGUGUUCUCUGCUUCGGGGUCGGGGUUCAAGGGAUUCAAGGGCUCUGCCGUGUGCGUCUACUCCAUGGCUGACAUCCGCAUGGUCUUCAACGGGCCCUUUGCACACAAGGAGGGACCCAACUACCAGUGGAUGCCCUACACGGGCAAAAUGACCUGCCCCGGGGGGACCUUCACCCCCUCCAUGAAGUCGACCAAGGACUACCCCGACGAGGUGAUCAACUUCAUGCGCACUCACCCCUACCGCUUCACCACCGUGGCCGUGGACCAGGUGGAUGCAGCAGACGGGCGCUAUGAGGUGCUUUUCCUGGGCACAGAUCGGGGCACUGUGCAGAAGGUCAUCGUGCUCCCCCGAGACGACAUGGAGACGGAGGAGCUCAUGCUGGAAGAAAUUGAGGUGUUCAAGGUGCCGGCACCCAUCAAGACAAUGACCAUCUCCUCCAAGAGGCAACAGCUGUACGUGUCCUCAGCCGUGGGUGUCACCCACCUGGCCCUGCACCGCUGUGACGUAUAUGGGGAAGCGUGUGCCGACUGCUGCCUGGCGCGGGACCCAUACUGCGCCUGGGACGGCAACGCCUGCACCCGCUACUCUGCCUCCUCCAAGAGGCGGAGCCGGCGGCAGGACGUGCGGCAUGGCAACCCCAUCCGCCAGUGCCGGGGCUACAACUCCAACGCUAACAAGAACGCGGUGGAGGCCGUGCAGUAUGGGGUGGAGGGCAGCACCGCCUUCCUGGAGUGCCAGCCCCGCUCACCCCAGGCCACCAUCAAGUGGCUGCUGCAGAAGGAC
Messenger RNA from Pterocles gutturalis (yellow-throated sandgrouse), 1725 nucleotides. Its product is annotated as semaphorin-3F-like. Gene Ontology annotation, molecular function: chemorepellent activity; semaphorin receptor binding. Gene Ontology annotation, biological process: neural crest cell migration; negative chemotaxis; axon guidance. The record is from RefSeq and is a predicted model, not a curated record. NCBI's taxonomy places the organism in Eukaryota, Metazoa, Chordata, Aves, Pterocliformes, Pteroclidae. The annotation marks the transcript as partial. The transcript has 14 exons.